AUGAGCAAGAGAUCAGGACAAAAGCAGAACAGGUUCUUGAGAAUCAUUACCAUGCCUCUAAAAGUUUUAGGCAAGGCUCGUGAUCUCUACAUGCGAAGCAUCACAGGCUGCGCAGCUCGCACUCACUACUCCUCCGCUGACUCCGUUUCCAUUCCCUUUCCGAGAAGCCGGAGCACUUCAUCGGCCUUCUCCUCCUCCGCCUCUUCACGGAGGAUGUCUUCCGAUUUCACCUUCGACGAUGACUACAGCGAGCUUCUCAGAGCUGCUUCCGUUAGGAGUUUGGGGCAUAAGAACGAGAUUGACAUGAUCAUGCACCAACAGCUUCAGCAGCGGCAGCGUCAAGAAAAUCGCGUCGCCGUGGGAGCGGUUACUGUUGCGGCGGCAAAAGGCGGUUUGCCGAAGAGCUCGAGUGUAGGGAUGACAAUGGCGAGGAUUGAUGAAGAAGAUGAAGAAGAAGGAUCAGUGAAGAAUCAAAAGAAAGGAUCUGAUUUCUUAUACCCUCGUAGCAGAUCACAUGCUGUUACUAUCAGAGGAUCCAGAUUUUGA
Molecule: messenger RNA, 546 nt
Organism: Thlaspi arvense
Lineage: Eukaryota; Viridiplantae; Streptophyta; Magnoliopsida; Brassicales; Brassicaceae
Source: the annotation of a GenBank genome assembly